Molecule: messenger RNA, 4288 nt
Organism: Arabidopsis arenosa
Lineage: Eukaryota; Viridiplantae; Streptophyta; Magnoliopsida; Brassicales; Brassicaceae
Source: the annotation of a GenBank genome assembly
GGUUAAAUCACCACACCCACUUCGUGUUUUCUGGGUUUCUCAAAAUUGGUGUCACUGCUGAUUCCAAUUUAUAUUAAAAAAAUAUGGAUUUGGAGUUUGCAGUUAAUGGAGAAAGAUUCAAGAUUGAUUCUGUUGAUCCAUCAACCACUUUACUCGAGUUCUUGCGAUUAAACACUCCUUUCAAGAGUGUCAAGCUCGGCUGUGGCGAAGGAGGGUGUGGUGCUUGUCUUGUAGUGUUGUCAAGAUAUGAUCCAGAGUUAGAUCAAGUGAAGGAAUGUAGUAUAAACUCUUGUCUCACUCUUCUCUGUUGUGUAAAUGGAUGUUCAAUUACUACAUCUGAAGGUCUUGGUAAUACAAAGAAAGGAUUUCAUCCGAUACAUAAGCGAUUCGCGGGUUUUCACGCCUCUCAAUGCGGUUUUUGUACACCAGGGAUGUGUAUUUCUUUAUACUCAGCUCUUGCAAAUGCUGAUAAUAACAGUUCAAAAGAGUUUACGGUUUCCGAAGCUGAGAAAUCUGUUUCGGGUAAUCUUUGUCGAUGUACUGGUUAUCGUCCCAUUGUCGAUGCUUGUAAGAGUUUUGCUUCUGAUGUUGAUAUUGAGGACUUGGGGUUUAAUUCCUUUUGGAAAAAAGGAGAAAGUAAAGAGGUUAUGUUGAAGAAUUUGCCUCCUUAUAAUCCCAAAGACCAUCUUGUAACAUUCCCUGAGUUCUUGAAGAAGAAGAAGAAGAAGAAAGAGAUAAAGAAGGUUGAUAAUGGUUUGGAUCAUUCGAGGUAUCGUUGGACCACUCCUUUUAGCGUAGCUGAGCUUCAUAACAUAAUGGAUGCUGCUAACUCUGGAGACUCGUUGAAGUUCGUUGUGGGAAACACGGGUACAGGUUACUACAAAGACGAGGUACGGUUUGAUAGGUAUAUUGAUAUCAGUCACAUUCCGGAGAUGUCAAUGAUCAAGAAAGAUGAGAAAGGAAUUGAAAUUGGAGCAGCUGUUACCAUAUCAAAUGCUAUUGAUGCUUUGGAAGACGAAAGCAAAUCUUCUUAUAUUUUCAAGAAAAUGGCGGCUCAUAUGGAGAGAAUUGGCAACCGUUCUAUCAGGAACUCGGGGAGUAUAGGCGGUAAUCUAGUGAUGGCACAGAGCAGAAAGUUUCCUUCUGAUAUUACCACGUUGUUGCUCGCUGCAGAUGCAUCAGUGUAUAUGUUAAAUGGUAGGAAAACCGAGAAGGUUACGCUACAAGAGUUUCUUGAAUUGUCUCCGAUAUUAGACUCCAUACGCGUUCUUUUAAAGGUUGAGAUUCCAUCAUGGACUUCUCCUUCUGGUGAUGACACUAAAUUUCUCUUUGAAAGCUAUCGAGCCGCACCUCGUUCUAUUGGAAAUGCAUUGCCUUACUUGAACGCUGCUUUCUUGGCUAUAGUGUCUCGCCAAGAACCAUCAAGAAAAGGUGUAACGGUAGAUAGAUGCUUGUUGGCAUUUGGUUCUUGUGGCGGUGAUCAUUCAAUCAGGGCAACAGAAGUGGAGAAUUUCCUCACAGGUAAAUCACUUAGCUACAGUGUUCUAUAUGAAGCUGUUGGUUUACUUAGAGGAAUCAUAGUUCCCGGCAAAGACACCUCGCACUCGGAAUAUAGAAAAAGCUUGGCUGUUGGAUUUCUUUUCGAUUUUUUCUGUCCACUGAUCGAGAAUGGCCAUAGGAACAGCCAUGUCGAUACCGCAAAAUCUCUACCCUUCCUCUCAUCUUCACAACAAGUGUUAGAGAGCAAUGAGUUUCAACCUGUUGGUGAAGCAAUUAUCAAAGUUGGAGCUGCAUUACAAGCUUCUGGUGAGGCGGUUUUUGUUGAUGAUAUACCGACUUUACCGGACUGUUUACAUGGAGCAUUCAUUUAUAGCACAGAGCCUUUAGCUAAGAUAAAAAGCAUAGGCUUCAGAGAGAAUGUGAAUCCUACUGGAGUUUUUGCAGUUCUUACUUUCAAGGAUAUUCCACAACAAGGACAAAACAUUGGUUCCAAGACCCUUUUGGGACCAGGACCUUUAUUUGCAGAUGAACUAACUCGAUGUGCUGGUCAAAGAAUUGCUCUUGUGGUUGCAGACACACAGAAACAUGCAGACAGGGCAGCAAAACUUGCAGUAGUUCAGUAUGAUACAACGAAUUUAGAACAACCGAUAUUAACUGUCGAAGAUGCAGUGAAAAGAUCUAGCUUUUUCGAGGUUCAUCCGAUGUUUUACCCCGAACCAGUCGGUGAUGUUGUAAAAGGAAUGGAAGAAGCUGAGCGAAAGAUAAUCUCGGCCGAGUUGAGGCUGGGGUCACAGUACUUCUUCUAUAUGGAGCCACAAACAGCACUUGCGUUGCCAGAUGAAGACAACUGUGUGAAGGUAUUUAGUUCAUCUCAAGCACCUGAGUACGUGCAUUCGGUUAUCGCUACAUGUCUCGGCAUUCAAGAGCAUAACGUUCGAGUCAUUACCAGAAGAGUUGGAGGUGGCUUUGGUGGUAAAGCUGUUAAGUCAAUGCCUGUUGCAACAGCAUGUGCACUGGGCGCAUACAAAUUGCAACGUCCUGUUAAGAUGUAUCUGAACCGCAAGACCGAUAUGAUAAUGGCUGGAGGAAGGCAUCCAAUGAAAAUAACUUACAAUGUUGGUUUUAGAUCAGAUGGGAAGCUCACAGCACUGGAGCUUACAAUGCUAAUAGAUGCAGGGCUUGAGCCGGACGUAAGUCCAAUCAUGCCGCGGAAUAUAAUGGGUCCGUUAAGGAAGUAUGAUUGGGGAGCUUUGUCAUUUGACGUAAAAGUGUGCAAGACGAAUUGUCCUAGUAGAACGGCGAUGAGAGCUCCCGGGGAAGUACAAGGUUCUUACAUUGCAGAAUCUAUUAUCGAGAAUGUAGCCUCUUCUCUUCAAAUGGAUGUUGAUGCGGUGAGAAAGAUAAAUCUUCAUACUUAUGACAGCCUCAGAAAAUUCUACAAGCACAUUUCUGGUGAUCUUGAUGAAUAUACACUGCCUUUAUUAUGGGACAAGUUGGAGAUAUCUUCGAAAUUCAAAGAAAGAGUUGAGAUGGUGAAGGAGUUUAAUCUUUCUAACGUAUGGCGAAAGAGAGGGAUUUCUCGAGUACCUAUUGUCCAUCAAGUUAUGCAGAGGCCAACCCCGGGGAAAGUGAGCAUUUUAAGUGAUGGUUCUGUUGUGGUUGAGGUUGGAGGAAUUGAGAUAGGGCAAGGAUUGUGGACCAAAGUACAACAGAUGGUUGCUUAUGGUCUCGGUAUGGUUAAAUGCGAAGGAAGCGAAAAGCUCUUGGAGAGAAUACGGGUUGUUCAGUCCGACACACUCGGUAUGAUCCAAGGAGGUUUUACUGCUGGUAGUACGACAUCCGAGAGCAGUUGUGAAGCCGUUAGGCUUUGCUGUGUUAUCUUGGUGGAGAGAUUGAAACCUACAAUGGAUCAGAUGUUAAUGGAGAAGCCGGGUUCCGUGACAUGGAACAUGCUCAUUCAACAGGCGUAUGCUCAGUAUAUUAAUUUAUCAGCGAGUACAUUGUAUAUGCCAGAGUAUUCUACCAUGGAAUACCUCAACUAUGGGGUUGGAGUGAGCGAGGUGGAAGUGGACCUUUUGACAGGAAAAACCGAGAUUUUAAGAUCCGAUAUCAUUUACGACUGCGGAAAAAGUCUUAAUCCUGCAGUUGAUUUAGGACAGACCGAAGGAGCGUUUGUUCAAGGCAUCGGGUUUUUCAUGAUGGAAGAGUACACUACUGAUGAGAAGGGGCUUGUGGUGCAACAAGGCACAUGGGACUACAAAAUUCCUACUGUGGAUACAAUCCCCAAACACUUCAACGUCGAGAUUGUCAACACUGGUCAUCACAAAAACCGCGUUCUCUCCUCCAAAGCAUCGGGUGAGCCGCCAUUGCUUUUAGCGGCUUCUGUUCAUUGUGCAACGAGAUCAGCCAUUAGGGAAGCUCGGAAACAGUCCAUUUCAUCGAACAUCAAUGAUGGGUCUGAUUCGGAAUUUGAGUUACCGGUUCCAGCAACUAUGCCUGUGGUGAAGACUCUUUGCGGAUUGUAUAGUGUAGAGAAAUACUUACAAGGAAAGAUCAAAGGACGAUAAAGGCAAAGCAAGUAAGCAACUCUCGUUGCUGCUAAUUUACAGUGUUACAUAUACUAAAGUUAUUCAGAUUUUAUAUACAGCAAAAAGUAAUUGUUUAAGUGCAGCUUUGUGCAUAACUUAUGGUUUCAAAACCAAAUCAAUAAAUCAAAUAUUGAAUGUUACUGAUUUUAAUCUCAGUUUAUGCUGUUGUUUGGUAGUUGGAAUAGAGUUAUCCUGAUUCU